UAGCAAACGUUAUGUCACUACGCAACAUUUACUGUCAUUUGUUUAUGAGAAUGUUGCUACAGAAAAAAAGCAACAAAAAAAUUCUCAGCUGUCAAAUUCCGAGAACAUAAAAAUCAAAACGUCAAAUCGGCGAGAAAUGUCAACUGGAAAAUAAGAAAAAAUUAGAAUGAAAGUAAAAAUGGUAAAAACGCAGGAAAACGACGGAAAUUUGUGAAAAAGUGCAAAAAAGUUCUACAUACAAAUAGCGGUGGACUAGGCUAUUGAGAUAAAUUAAAUAAUUUCAUUGGAAAAGAAAAAUUUUACGUCACAUGCGAAAACAUGAAAUUGGAUUUCCGUCGUGCGGUCGAUUCCGAAGUUACGGGAUAGAAAAUGCAUAGAGUGUGAAAAGUGAAAAGAAAAUUCCUUCCAACAACAAAUGCUGCAGUGGCGUAGCAGCACAAUUGGCCGCGCCCCCAAGCCCACUUGCUGCCAGGAAGAAUAGUAGCAGUGGUGGUCAUAGUGUUAUUCCCUUGCAAAAGGUGUCGUUUAUCAGUGUUUAAAAUUUCACAAAGAAACAAACUUAGUUAUUGUAAAGCAAAGAAAAAGUAUAUUUGUUACAAAACAAUAACGUGUGUGUAUCAACAUUCCUUCAUACUUAUCUGUUCAAUUGUCGGGUGACUGUGUGUAUGAAAAGCAAUUAAAGGAGACAAGUCACUAACGAAUGCCGCAAAAGUAGUGACAACGAGUCGUCUAAUGGCUUAAAGGGGGUUUUUACACAAGCAUUUGAAAAUCUUUCGGCUAAACCCACAUACCCACUUUACGUAUUUAGAGUACGCUAUUUACGUAUUUACUGAGCCUCUGCUGCAAUCAGUAAGUCAUAACAAACAAUCAAAAAUUAGAGUAAUGGCCGGCCAACUCGAUCCGAAUGUCAAGGACGACCUGAAAACCCAAUUCGUGACGCGUGAAGGCACCUACCGACUACUCACGUUGUCCGAAUACUCCCGUCCAAAUCGUGUUGGCUACACAACCACCCAAAGUUCGCCACAAGUGCGUGUUUCCAUUGUUACACUACCAAAUAAUAAUCCUUGUCAGAAUACUACAAGUGGUAAUGGUAGUAAUGGAAGCAGUUCUUCUGGUGGCCCUAUUAACGGUAAUGCGAAUGGUACGGCCGCAAACAAUUCCAAAGGAAGUGGAGAUGGCUCCACGAAUGGCAGUAAUGCGUCCACAACGGGUACUUUAGUUAAUGGACAACAGCAAACAGCUUAUGGUGUACCAGCCGCAAUGGAUGCGCGUCUUGGUGCUGGUAUAUCCAUGCAUACCAUGAUCAACGGUGGAUCCGAUGGACAAAAUGGACUGGCUAAUCAAAUUUAUGGUGGCGAUAGGAUUUGUUUUAAUUUCGGGAGAGAAUUAUAUGUCUACGCUUUUAGAGGUGUAAAGAAGUGUGCGGAAAUCUCAAAACCUCUUGACAAGAAAUUCUACAAGGGCACCAAUCCGAGUUGUCAUGACUUCAAUGCCACAACAGCGACAUCUACAGGCGCGCCGUUACUUGUAGGAUUCACCACAGGACAAAUCCAGCUUGUUUCGCCACAGCCAGGACCGCGUGAGCUCCGCAAGCUAUACAAUGAAGAACGACUCAUUGACAAGACCAAAGUGACAUGUCUGAAAUGGUUACCAAAUUCACCGAAUUUAUUUCUGGCCUCACACGCUUCAGGCAAUCUGUAUUUAUACAACGAGGACCUGCCCUGUACGCCCACGGCGCCCAACUAUCAGCCCUUCAAAAUGGGUGAUGGCUAUACAAUACUCACCUGCAAAUCGAAAUCGACGCGUAAUCCCCUCUACAAAUGGAUAUUCACUACUGAAAACUGUUGCAUCAACGAGUUUUGCUUUUCGCCAUGUGGCUCCAAUUUGGCCAUAGUCUCACAGGAUGGUUUUCUGCGUGUAUUCCACUAUGAUACCAUGGAGUUACUUGGCAUUGCGCGUUCCUAUUUCGGUGGCUUUUUGUGCGUCUGUUGGUCGCCAGAUGGUAAAUAUAUUGUGGUCGGUGGUGAGGAUGACCUCGUAACGGUGUGGUCGCUGCACGAGCGAAGGGUAGUGGCACGCGGUCAAGGGCAUCGUUCAUGGGUAUCGGUGGUGGCUUUUGAUCCCUACACCACAUCCUAUACCAAUUGGGAUGGUGGUGAUUUCUCAGACGACGAAAAUCAAAUGAAUGAAUAUAGUGUUGGGCGAGAGGCGCGUUUCUCUACGGAUUCAACAGCCAACGGGUUUGAUUACAUACCGCAUGAGAAGAACUCAACACCGAAUCAUACACGACAAAGGCCACAUUCCGCUUCGUUUCGAUCGGAUGCCUCGUCAUCGGCGGCACUGGCACCAGAUAAAUUAGCCAUUAGCUAUCGUCUCGGUUCAGUCAGCCAAGAUACACAGAUAUGUCUGUGGGAUAUAACGGAAGAUGUGCUGCGGCAUCCAAUGUCGUUGCGUCAACGAGUCAAUAGCGUAAAUUUGAACGACAAUAGUUAUAUGAAUGGCGGCAUUGAUGCGGACGGCAUUAAAGUGAUACGCCCCAUAGCCAUAGGUAACAUAACGAGUCCAUUCUCACCACCACCACAUACCAGCAGUCCAACGAAAGAGACAGUAGCGCCUGAGAACAACAGUAACAGCAGUUCUAGUAAAUUCUCCACAGCGAACUGCACCAUAUCGUCGCAUUCGUCGAACGCGAAUACGCCACCCGAUGAAUCAGCACCGGGCAGCGGUGGUAGUGGUAACGCAACAGCGAAUAGCAACAGCAAAACGAACAAUGCAAACAGUAGAACGAAUGUAACAAGUAACUCUAUAAAAUUCCCAAAUUGCAUUAGUGCCACCAAAUCGGAUUCUAUGGAAGGCAGUGUCAAGGAUGGUGGCACUGCCACUGCCUCCACAGCCACAACGUCCGGCUAUAGCAGCAAGAACUCGAGUUCGAACAAGUCAACAGAUUCGAGCACCUCAGCUUUCAACAGUCUGACACAGCGGUUUUCGAAUUUCAGUUUUCUAAACAAUUCGGAAAAGAAAACCUCCUCAAUAACUGGUUCCUUUGAUGCAACGCAAUUGCCGGCGACGCAUCGGCCUCAUCGCAAGGGCAUGAGCUUGCUCAAGUCCAACAAUCAAACCAAUAGUAAUCAUAACCACCAGCAAUAUGGUGCGAUGGGUGGCAGCAGCAACUCAGGCAGUGGUGGUGGUGGCGGCGCCAUCGACCUCAGCAACAGUGGCGUGGGCACCAGUAGCAGUACGACGACGCAUAGUUUCGGCUCUUUGAAACUGGGUAAAUCCAACACACAUUCACAUAGCUUAUCGCUGAGCGCGGCGGCAUCAAAUGCAGUGGUAACCUCAUACGAUCCUAUGAAACUGAUUGGUACGCCAGCGUGUCCACGUUUCGACGAAUGUCCCUUACUGGAGCCGCUCUUAUGUAAGAAAAUAGCGCAUGAACGUUUGUCGGCGUUGAUAUUUCGCGAAGAUUGCUUCCUAACCGCGUGCCAAGAUGGCUUCAUCUACACGUGGGCGCGACCCGGCUAUGCGACUCAAAAUGUGCCACAGCAUUUAUCGCCAAGUCAAGCGGCGCCUCCUGGCGGUACGGUAAUAUAGUUCGAUAAAAUAAAUAUAAACAAUUACGAACAGAAUCGGUUAAGGAGCUGUCGCAUGUCGUUGAAAACGCCAGAAUAAAUUGAAAUGCGAUACAAUUGAAUUUAAGAGCGGCUUAUGUAACUCAGAGAGUGAUUUAUGGCUGAUUAAAUAUAUAAAAGAGGCGAGCCUGCAGGAGUGAAACACGUGCAUGCGCAGAUAAAACACUUUAAAAGCAUAUAAACAUGCGAACAAAAAAAAAA
Molecule: messenger RNA, 3830 nt
Organism: Ceratitis capitata (Mediterranean fruit fly)
Lineage: Eukaryota; Metazoa; Arthropoda; Insecta; Diptera; Tephritidae
Product: WD repeat-containing protein 20
Exons: 4
Coding region: 883-3591 (902 amino acids)
Molecular function (GO): protein binding
Source: RefSeq, a predicted model, not a curated record